GCUGUUUAGCUUCCAUACAUUGAUUCUGCAUACAUUCACGGGCUCUCUUGCAUUUCUGCUGCCAGAGGGCCCGAGCAGCAGCAAACAUGCUGUCGAAAGCAGGCGAUAUACAGUAUGAAGUGGUGGAGGAGGAGGGUACUGGCAUGCCGCUGCUGUAUGCCUACAUACCAGCGGAGCUUUCGUCCAGUGACCUGGAGGUGGUGCAGGGCACUGCUGCGGUGUCCAUCGAGCACAUAGCUUCGGACCGGGUGCUGGGCGUCAUCGAGCUGGCAGGCUUUGAGAUUUCGCAGGAGCCUGUGAAGUUCAGCAAGAAGCAUCGGAGAUACACCAUCAGGCUCCUGGCUGCGGCGCCGCCACCUCCCGCGGCGGCCGCGACCGCCGCCGGCCACUCGCCCGCCAAGCACCAGUCCGGCGUGGCGCCGCCGCCGCCCUCCGGUGUGGGCUCCGCCGCCGCCAGCACGGGCAACAUUUUUGGCCUGCUGGACAACGAUGACGUGUCGGACGAUGACGCGGGCGCCGGCGGCGAGGGCGCAGCGGGCGGGGCAAAGAAGAAGAAGAAAAAGAAGAAGAAGGGCAAGAAGGCCGGGGCUGGCGGCGAGGGCGAGGGCGACGGCGAGGAGGGCAGCGGCGUGCUGGCGGAGGCGGCGGCAGAGGUAGCGGCAGAGGAGGCCGCCGCGGCUGUCAACGGCACAGCGCCAGGCGCCGCCGGCGGCAGCAGCGGGGACGAGGGCACGGACAAGGCCGGCGGCGGCGAAGGCGCGACGGGCGGGGCAAAGAAGAAGAAGAAAAAGAAGAAGAAGGGCGGGGCAGCGGGCAGCGGCGGCAACGAGGCGGAAGUGGAAGCCGGGGAGGCGGGGCUGCCGGAGCGGCCCGCUUCCCCGCCGCCGCGCACGCUGCCUGACAGCGCCGCCAGCGGCGCCAUCAGCCGCGACUCUCGCUCGCCCUCUCCGCCUGCGCCUGGCAACGCCGCCGACUCCUCCUCGUCCUCGCAGCCGCCGUGCGGCAGCGCGCCCCUGUCCAAGUCGGGCUCGCGGCCGCUGUCGGUGAGCAUGGAAAGCGACUUCCUCCCGGCGGGCGGCGCCGCCUUCGGCGACUUCGAGGUGGGCGGCGCGGUGGACCACGACCCGCUGCUGGGGCCGGCGGUGCACAACGCGCUCGGCAAGGUGCAGGUCAAGGGCGAGGACCGCUGGCUGGAGGCACCGUCCAACUCAUGGAGCAUUGAGGGCGUUGACGGAGGCAUUACUGCGGUGUCGGCGUUCGGCAUCUUUGACGGCCACGGCGGCCGCAUGGCGGCGCAGCACGCGGCUAAGCACCUGCUGCCGCUGGUGGGUCAGUUCGCGGAGCGGGCGCUGGGCCCCGAGCCGCCCGCCUCUCCCGAGCAGCUGGCGGCGGACGGCUACCUGGACGCAGGCAUGGCGGCCCAGGGGCCCAACGGCAGCGGCGACUACGAGGCGGCACUGGAGCGGGCGCGUGUGGCGGCGGCGCAGGACGCGCUCAUAACCCGGCUGCCCAAGGCGCUGCACGCGGGCUUUGUCCAGUGCGAUGAGGACGUCAAUGCCAAGUACAAGCAGUCGGGCACCACCGCCACCCUGGCAGUGCAGGUGGGCUGGGAGCUGCUGGUCGCAAACGUGGGCGACUCACUCGCCUACCUGGACACCGGCACCGAGAUUGUGGUGAUCAGCGGCAACCACCGUGUCGCGGAGAACACGGAGGAGCAGGAGCGCAUCAUCGCCGCGGGAGGGCGCAUCAAGCCCGCCCGCUACGACGAGGACGAGGAGGACGGCCCCGGGGGCACCGCCACACCGCACGAGGGGCUGCAGCUGCGCGUGUGGCCCGGCGGCAUCAACAUGACCCGCACCAUCGGCGACGAGGCAAGCAAGGGCCUGCUCAUUCCCGAGCCCGCCGUCCGCCAGAUCAGCCUGCCCGUCACCGGCGCCCGCCUCAUCAUCGCCAGUGACGGCCUGUGGGACGCCGUGAACGCCAAGACCGUCAUCGGGCAGCUGCGCACCUGCAACGCGCGUGAGGCCGCCUCCAAGGCAGCCGUGUACGCCAUGCGCAACAAGAAGCACGACGAUGAUGUGACGGUGGUGGUGGCAGACUUUGUGCCGCGGGAGGCGGACACGCACGUGCCCGGCCUGCUGAAGAAGACGAACGGCCCCGCGGCGGCGGCGGCUGCAGCGCUGGCGGCGAUGGGCAUGCGCGAGGAGCGGGCGGCGCAGUCGUGGCGGCCGCUGGAGGCGCCAUCAGACAGCUGGCGGGCCCGGCACCGCGCGCACCGCACGCGCGCGGCGGCGUACCUGGAGCAACUGGCGGCGGCGGAGGCGGGCGAGGAGGCGCAGGUGGAGGCGCGGCAGCGGGCGGUGGCGCUGGCGGCGGGCCAGCAGACGGUGGCGGCGGCGGCGGGGCACCGGCCGCCGGUGUCGGACACGUACCGGGAGCUGGCGGCUCUGAAGCUGGACGUCACGGCGCUGGAUGCGCUGGACGCCGAGGAGGAUGACAAGGUCGAUGAGGACAACUGGACGUCGGUGGACAACAAGAAGAAGAAGGACAGCAGUGGCGGAGCGGCUCAGAACAUGCUGUCUGCCCUGGCCAGGGCUGCGCAGCCCGGCACCGUCAAGCCGGCUCCGGGGAGAGGCGGCCGCGACCGCAGGGACCGCGACCGCGAGCGCAAUGCCGGCAACCACAAGGAGCGGGAUGCGGCGGCCGCCAUGGCGGCCGCCGCCGCCGCCGCGGCAGCUGCGGCGCCGCCCGUCAUCUCGGCAGGGGUGCCGGACGCGGCGGAGGGCGGUGACAGGCGCGGGCCGCGCGGUGAGCGGCGCGACCGCCGCGACCGGGGCGGCGCUGGCGGCCGCGGACCUCGCGGCGGCUCUGCCGGCCGGCCGGCGGCGGAGGGCGCUUCGCCGACAGGCGCGGCACCCGCCGCGCCGGAGGGCGUGGUGAAGUCCGGCGGGUACCUGUUCGUGCCCAAGUCACUGCUGACAGGCGGCGCCGGCGCGGGUGCGGCCGGUGCGGAUUCCCAGGGCGGAGAAGGCGGCAGGGCGCGCCGCGACCGAGCCCCCCGGCCAGAGCGGGGAGGCCGCGGCGGCGGUGGUGGUGGCAGGCCGCGGGACGCCCCGCCGGCGCCCACCAGUGCUCCUGCGGACGGCGGUGAGGCGGCUGGGGAAGGAGCGAUGGAGGGCGGCGCUGCAGCCAACGGCGGUGCGCCCCGCAGGGACCGCGGGCCCCGGGACCGCAAGCCACGCGGCGGCCCCAAGGGCGGCCCCGCGCCUGCUGGAGAGGCCGGCGCCUCCGCCGCGGCGCCGCCGGCCGCGCCGGCUCCGGCCUCGUACCAGCAGCCAGUGGCGGCGCCGCCUGCGCAUUACGCGCCGGCGCCGACGCACCAGCCGCACCAUGCGGCGCCGCACCUGCAGCCCCAGGGGCAGCAGCACCAGCAGCACCAGCAGGCGCACCCGCAGCCGCACACCACCCACGUGCCGGUGGCUUCCUCCAGCGACCCCAUCGUGGAGCUGGGUGGGCACCACCGCGCCCACCACGCCCACCACGCCGCCCCGCAGCCCCACUACCUCGCGGCACCGGCGCCGGCGCCCGCCGGUCCCUCCUUCGCUGGUCCCAUGGACUUUGGCGCGGGUUUUGGCGCCGGUUUCAGCGCCGCGCCUGGCAGCAACCUGUGGGCGGGGCCCGGUGCUGCGGCAACGCCAGCGACGCGUGCUCCUGGUGGCCCCACCAGCGGCGGUGGCCGCGGCCGUGGCGGCGCGGCGCCGGGCGCGGGCCGCGGCGGCCAGCAGUACCGCUCGGGUUAGCUGGCUAGAAGGAUUGGUAUAGCCCGGGCUAAGCUGCAGGGCUUUGCAGCUGGUUGUCGUGGUGUUGGAGCUGGCUGGCAGCUAGAUGGCGUCAGGCAGGAAAGCAGGAUGACGUUGAAGUGUAUCGUUUAAAGAUGGUUUGUGCUGGCUGAGCACUCGUCACAUCUCAGGGCUGCACGGUUGUAUCAUGUCAAAGCAACGUGGCACCGAUGUUCCCAGCAGGCCUCAAGCGCCGACUGGGUCUGCAGGGGCAUCUUGCCCUGACCUUGGCGCAUCCGUGACUCUCGCCAGGGUUGUUGCGCGCCCACGUGAAGCAACAACGUGUCUGGUCGACGCCUGGUACAGGCGAUGACCAGAACGGUGUAAAAGUGCGAGCGCUCUUGCAGUGCUGAACAAAUCCGAAGGACACGCAUGCCUCGAUGUGGCCGGGCAGAUGCCCCUGGCGCAGCAAGUUCUAGCCGGACUGAGUCCCGUCGUACCAGCAUCGCAAGUGCCUGAAAGACAGUAUUGGACAAACCUCGAUGCUGCAUGCCCCAGAGGGAUCUGCAGCAUUAACAGCUUCGCAUUCCAGCUUCUCCACACAUUUCCUCAUCACGCCAAGUAACAAUCGUGAUCACAUGAUUCCAUCGGAAUCUCGAACGCUGUGACCCACACCUUGCGCCUGGCAUCGGGUGCCAACUAAGGCGACGUAGAUACAAUGAUUUUCUAUGGCUGAACCCGUAGUAAGCAAUCACCUGGCACUCCUCUUGUACCAACUCCACCUACACACAUGUUACUUGAAUGCCUGUGGCGAGACAAAUGGCUCAUUGAACUUUGGGCUUGACAAAAUAGGUCGCGACUUAGCGAACAUGCGCAUAUGCGUGUGGGGGCGUGGAUGUUUUCCCCCUUGACAGAGGUGGAGAGGCGGCAGGGUUCGCACUAACCCAGGUUGCGAGUGUGGAAGGUGCGUGUACGUAAUUGUCAGACCAGGAGGCAGUCAGACGGAGGCAGUCAGACUGGGGAUAGAUUACGUAAGUGGCAACGUUGCACGGAUGGUCUGUUACGUAAUUGACAACGUUGCACAUGGAUUCUAGAUCCGUGUACGACCAAUGGGGGUCGCCCCUGAGUAUUUAAGCGGCUGACCGCUUGUUGCUUAGGCAUAGGGCCGGGUGCUAGCCUGACGUAACAUACCAGGUAGCCAUUCCCAGGCAACACCUCAUCGCAACAUCACUGAGGGCACCAGACGGACAUUCCUGGUAGCCGCUCCUUAACCAAACACUUACGCACCAGUGGAUGGUCUUUCCCACUGCGCUGCUACUGUAACGGUAUAUGGUUGACUUACUGCCCCGUGCCGAUCAUCCCUCGGGAGGGAAACUGCCCAAGACCGCGGGACGCACAGCGGCAGCCUUCGCCAGCAAUCCACUUAGACACUACGCUGCCCCCCCCCUCU
This is a messenger RNA of Chlamydomonas reinhardtii, 5229 nucleotides long. RefSeq lists its product as uncharacterized. Gene Ontology annotation, biological process: protein dephosphorylation. Bases 87 to 3800 code for a protein of 1237 amino acids. The record is from RefSeq and is a predicted model, not a curated record. The transcript has 16 exons. Gene Ontology annotation, molecular function: protein serine/threonine phosphatase activity. NCBI's taxonomy places the organism in Eukaryota, Viridiplantae, Chlorophyta, Chlorophyceae, Chlamydomonadales, Chlamydomonadaceae.